Trichomonas vaginalis G3 is the source of this 762-nucleotide messenger RNA. RefSeq lists its product as uncharacterized. The coding region runs from base 1 to 762 and encodes 253 amino acids. The transcript has a single exon. The record is from RefSeq and is a predicted model, not a curated record. NCBI's taxonomy places the organism in Eukaryota, Parabasalia, Trichomonadida, Trichomonadidae.
AUGGGAUCUGAGUCACAAAUUCAGGUUCGUUUUUCCGGACAAAAUGAUAUUAAGAAAUAUCUCCACUAUGCAGAGAUGGGCUUACCAGGAGCUAUUCUCCUUUUCAUCUUAAUUCAUUUGUGUUUUGAAGAAGCACAUCCAGCUUUCACAAGGUUUACAUAUUUCCUUAUCAUGGCUCUUCACGGAAUUUCAUUAUACAUCAAGCUUGAUUCAUUCACACUUAACAAUGAUCCAAUGAUCAAGAAAAUCAUUAUUCACCCAGAAACACACAUUAUCAUUUUCGCAUUCGCACUCUUCUUCCCAAGCAUUUCCUCAAUAUUUACAUGGACUGUUUUCGUUAUUAUCGAAGCUCUCCGCCUUGUUGUUGUUAUCAAACAAGAAGUUGCUCCACGUGCAGGUGGUGCUAAAGAAUCUAUUGCAAAACUCUGCGAUUCCAUCCUUAGUUUCCAGUACCUUCUUGUUUUCCGCGCUGGACUUGAGAUUUUCUUGAAUGUUUAUCUUUUCUUCUACGCACUCUUUGCUUGGAAUGGCUCUGUCUUCAUUGCAUUCCUUAUCUACUUUAUUGGAUAUACAGCUUACGCAAUUCUUGCAGAUCCAAACCACAAACAAGUUUAUCAUUUCAUUGACUCCAAGUUAGCUGGAUUGAACAACCCACAGGUUGACCAGGCUCGUGGAAUCCUCGGCCAAGUUCCAGAAUACUGCAGAAUUAUUUAUCCAAUCCCAGAAAAAUUAAUUGACCAGCUUAAGGCUCACUUCGAUUAA